This is a messenger RNA of Fusarium venenatum, 270 nucleotides long. Lineage: Eukaryota; Fungi; Ascomycota; Sordariomycetes; Hypocreales; Nectriaceae. The record is from RefSeq and is a predicted model, not a curated record.
AUGGCAACAAUGGGCCAAAGUAUUGUACAUCUGAGAACUAUCGGAUGCAAGGCUUUUAUCAAUGUUGGAACAGAAACACGCACCAAUAUGAAGAAGGCAGCUCAGCGUGGAGCACAUAUCUUACCACGCUACAAAGAAGCAUUAUCUUCACAGGUCAACAGAACCGCCUCUCGUCAUUCGGCUUCGAGGCCGGAAGCGAAAGCAAUGGCAUUCACCAUUGUCCAGGGUCUUUACCGUCAACGCGACUCAACCGCCCCAACUAGGUGGUGA